Messenger RNA from Danio rerio (zebrafish), 2662 nucleotides. Its product is annotated as zgc:194398. The record is from RefSeq and is marked provisional. Lineage: Eukaryota; Metazoa; Chordata; Actinopteri; Cypriniformes; Danionidae.
CAGGAGCCCCAAUACAUUCUCAGACAGAGGAAAAUAUGGAACUGGAUAGCCCAGUUUAUAGUGAACAUCAGCUAUGUAAUAAAAGAACAGAAGAAGAAGAACAGCAAGAGCUACAGAAAGAGAAAGAUACUGAAAAGGCCCCUGAGAAAGACAAAGUGGAGGAAGAAUGCACAGAUGAGGAGCACAAUGAAACUGGAAAACAGGAUAUAACAUCUGAGGGACAAAAACCAACAGAAGAUUUGGAAAGACAAAUAAACGUACAGAGGACAAUUGUAGAGGAAAUCAUAGAUGAGCAUGUGCAAGAAGCUGUAAAAUCUGGAGAGCAUUCAGAAGCAACAACAAUGGCAGCGGACACAAAUAUUCAGGAAACAGAAAAUGAUCAAAAUAUUGCUCUAGAAGAUAAGCAUGCAGACAGUAAUGUAGAAAUAAGCUAUCUUGCUCAUGAGGUCGCAAAAGCUGUCCAGGAAACCUUAGAAAAGGAGGUACCAGUUAGCACAGAGCGAAGUCUCAGACGCAGAACAAUACAAAUUCAGUCUCCGCUAAAAAGGAAAUCAAGACGUCUACAAAAACAAGAGGCUAAAGCUUUUGAAGAUAAAACUACAAAAGUCCCAAUAACAGGAAAGGCAGUUGAUGAGCAUCAAGAGGCUACAAAAAUAGAUGAUAAGAAGCAAACACUUCAGAAAUCAACUGUAGAGGCAACUUUGGAGGAGAUCCUACCUGUAGAAACAGAACCCGAAGAGUGUGUAGCAGAAAAAGUAGAAAAUAUGGAGAAUAAGGAAAUACAUUCAGGAAAUGAGGAGGCACAUAAGAUGGAAAGAGAAGAAGCCAUUUUAGAACAACAGAAAAACGAGGACUUGGUUGAAAACAUCAUAGAGACUGAUGAAAUUUCAAUGGUUACAAAAGGGCAGAUUUACAUUGUAGAGGAAACCACCGUACACGCAGAGUUAGAAUUAACGAAAGAAGCAGAUACAAGCAGAAAUGAAGAUGAUUCAUUGAUUACAAUAGAAACUGUACGAAGUAAAACAGUAGAGACUAAUGCUGAACUUCUAAAUGUAUAUGGGGAUAUGGUUUCUGUGAGUGGAAAUGUGGAAACUAAUUCAGACGAACAAGGGAUAGACUCAUCAAAUGAUGGAGGGAAGGUUGAUGAAAGUUUGCAUAACAUAUCUACAGAUAAAGAAGAUGUUGAUAUCGAGGGAUCAACUAAAACAACUGAAAACACAGUAGAAGAAGCACAAAAAGAUUUAGAUGAGGGAGUUCAGGAAGAACAAAAACCUGGGGAAAACACAGACCAGGAACAAGAGAAGAACAGUCAGGAUAAGACAGAAAAUGAAAUGAUUACUUAUCAAGAUGCAGUGUCUCAGGAGGACAAUGUUUGGGAAACCAAUCCAGCAGCUAACUUUAGGGCAACAGCUGUUGAGGCAAAGGUUGCUUUAGAAAACACAGAUCAGGAAACAACCUUAAUUACGAGAAGAAGUCUCAGGUCCCGAACAGUAACAGUCCAAUCUACACCAGGAAGAACGCCAAAACGGCUCCACAGACAGAAGGUGGAGCCAGAAAAAGAAACAAAGAGUGACAAAUGUGGAAAUGAAAAUGACUCGGCAUUACCACAACUAGCUGAUGAUUUAAGUAUCACUGUAGAAAGUAUUGCUGAAUUUGAAGACACAAAGGAUCAAGAGGACAUUAUUCAGCUAAAUACUGAAGAUAUGGUUGCAGAAAUUGAGACAAGAGAGGAUACAGUGGAGGAGGGAAAAGAAAUCCAAGAAAAAAAUGAGCUGGAGAAGACUCACAAUGACAAUCUUGAGAGAGAUGUUCAGGUCUCUAAAGAACAGGAUGAGGUCUCUGAUGUACUGGAUAAAGAGAAGCAACUCAAAGAAAUUCAAAAUGAGAGUGCUGCAGGUGUGCAAGGAUGUUCUUAUGAUACGGAGGAAACAAGAAUAACCCUUAGAAAAAGAACCAUAGUGGAAGAAGCUGCUCCAAGAAAAUCCAAACGUUCUCGCAAAGAAGUACACAGUGAAGAUAUCGAGCACAUAAAGGAAGCAGUUAUGGGGCAAUCUGAGUCAAUAGAGGACAAUGUAGAGCUGAGGUCAGAUGAAUCCUCAGUCAUUUUUGAGGUUAGUAAUUCACAGGAAGAAAUAUUACAGGAAAUUCUGAGUAAUACAGAGGAAAGCAACAGACAAAUAGAAACGACAGAUGAAACACUCGGGACAGUGAUAUCUGAGCAAUGUCUGGAGGCAGAAGAACAACAACUUGAGUCCAGUGCAAAUGAAGGUUUCACUUUAGAGUUGGAGGUAGAGGAAACAUCUGAUCUAGAGGAAAACAAAGUAGAUGAGGAAAACAGCAUGUCCAUUGAGCCUCCAAAAGUGGUAUCCACAUCUGCAGAAAAAUUAGAAGGUGAAGAAAAUACCUCUGAUAACGACGAGAAAGGGCUUUCCAUUAAAAAGCAUGUUUGUCAGAGUACCAAAGCUGCAGUUUCAGCUAGACGAAAAUCAAUGAGACUACAAAUGCACGAAUCGAAAAAGAAAACAAAUGAAUCUGACUCGGAAGAGUCAGAAGUGAGAUUUCAGAGAAAACGAAAAGCCAUAACUGAUUCAACACCUGCACGAAGGUCAAAACGCCAUGCUAGGGGAAAAAACAUUUAGUCGUUUUGUUGCUCCAGUGUUUG